CAUAAAUAAAGUAAAGGUUGAAGAUUUAUUUAGACGUGUAAAUAUACGAUUUGAUUCUAAUAUUCAUAUGGCUGCGUACAAUUCAAAUUUUGUUAAUUUAUAUUCCGUUUACGAUCCUGGUUUAGAUUCGGACAUAAAGGUGACAGAAAUUGGUAAUUUCACAGAUAAAUGUUUCGUCAAAGAACAUGAAAAAUUUUAUGAGUCUCGAAAGAAUUUAAGUGGUACCUUGAUGCGAUCUGGGAAUGUCUUAACUGAGGGAUAUUUUGGUGAGUUAGAGACUUACUUGCAAGAUUUGAGGUAUAAAGAGAAAAGUACAUUCAGCAAACUUCACUAUAACUUAUUCUUGGUUUUCAUAGAAAUUCAUGAAUUCAAUCACACUAUGCAAUUGACCACUGUUUGGUUUGGCAACACCACUACUGGUAUCGACGGUGGUAUCGCCAAAUGGUUGCAUGAAGAGACAAUAGAUAUUACCAGCACUGGGGCAAAUUUAAGAACGGAGAGAAUUGAUAUAAUGGACUUCUUUAUGACCACUUAUAAAUUUAGGGCGUGCUUUGUUUUCCGUAACCCCGGAUGGUACGAAAAGUGGUCGAAUGAAAUAUUUAAGCCACUAAGCAAAGACAGUUGGGCUGCCACUACUGCGGCACUGAUUGUUACAUGCGCGUCACUGAAAUUUGUAGCAUUUUUGGAAAAUCGAAUAUUUACGUCGAUAGAUUCAGAAUCAUGGUCGGGUCUAUUACUUAGUAUUUUAUCUAUUAUCACACAACAGGGUGCUUUUGAUUGCCCGAAUCAAAUAGCGGGCAGAAUAAUAUUUAUUAACUUGUGCAUCUUGUCGAUAAUCUUGUACAACUUUUACACGUCGAGUAUCGUUUCGAUCCUAUUAAACAAAUCACCAGACAUGAUUGAAACUUUGGACCAGCUGGCCGCUAGUAAAAUGGAUAUGGCAGCAGAAAAUUCACCGUAUUUCGUAACCUACGUUCAACUAGCCGAUGAACACACCAUAAUUACCCUCAACAAAACUAACAUUUAUCGCAAUGAGCACGAAUUCAACUUUUACCCUUUGGAAGAGGGAAUUGAGAAAGUAAGGCAUGGUCAUUUUGCAUAUCACGUUCUUCUGUCGUCUGCUUUUCCCAUAAUUGUGAAAACUUUCGACCAGAAGGAGCUUUGCGAUUUGACUGAAAUUGAUUUCGUGCCGAGGGGCGACGUAUCUUUCUUGGCUCCGAAAAAUUCACAAUAUCAGGAAUUGUUUCAAACAAGUUUGAGAUUCAUGGCUGAAUAUGGCAUUGUCCGCAGGUUGCAGACACAGUGGCAAACCGCGAAACCACCCUGUAUAUCCAAUAUUAGAACACUGGAGGUCGGAUCGGAUCAAGUUUUCGUCGCUUUUUUUCUGUUAUGUAUGGGAAUGUGUUGGUCCCUUAUAAUUUUAUGCAUAGAGAUUAAAUACCACCAUUAUAAACUUAGGAAUUAUUAAAAAUAUAUUAUGAAAAGAGAACACAAUAUAGAAGGUGAACCAUUUAAAAGGUAGCAGGAUGUCGUCAAACUGCAUGGUAUUUCAAAGCUCCAUAAUUUUCUAAACGAAUGGAUGGAUUUUCGAAAACUAAGCAACAAGGUAUAGGGAAUUGGAAGUCCUUUUUUAAUGAAGUAUCAUUAACCACUUGAUGUGGUUUUGCAUUUUACCCAAAAAGUUCUCUACCAGCCUGUAUGUCUCGUGAUACUUUUUAAAUGGGACAUACUGUAAUUGAAAAACUAGUUGUAA
Aethina tumida (small hive beetle) is the source of this 1753-nucleotide messenger RNA. RefSeq lists its product as uncharacterized. The transcript has 4 exons. Lineage: Eukaryota; Metazoa; Arthropoda; Insecta; Coleoptera; Nitidulidae. The record is from RefSeq and is a predicted model, not a curated record. Gene Ontology annotation, cellular component: membrane. The coding region runs from base 68 to 1468 and encodes 466 amino acids. Gene Ontology annotation, molecular function: ligand-gated monoatomic ion channel activity.